Molecule: messenger RNA, 2233 nt
Organism: Agrilus planipennis (emerald ash borer)
Lineage: Eukaryota; Metazoa; Arthropoda; Insecta; Coleoptera; Buprestidae
Gene: Arp5
Product: actin-related protein 5
Exons: 6
Coding region: 129-2111 (660 amino acids)
Biological process (GO): regulation of DNA-templated transcription
Cellular component (GO): Ino80 complex; cytoplasm
Source: RefSeq, a predicted model, not a curated record
UAUUAGAAACUAUUGAAUUUUGAUUGAUUAGAUUUUUGUGAGGUUAAACCCAUGAAUAAUUAACAAAAAUUGAAGGUUCAGCUUUUAAUAGUUAUCUUUAUGUGAUUUAAUUUAAAGUGAGCAGUCUUAUGGAGCUUUUGGAAUUUAAGGACUGGAAAUCUGUUCCAGAUAUUGUCCAUUGCUAUAAGUCUCAACUUAGUAUAUCAGAAACUCCAAUAAUUAUUGAUAAUGGAUCGUAUCAGGCAAGAGUCGGAUGGGCUAUUAGUGAUGCACCUUUGUUAUCAUUUAGAAAUUUAGUCGCUAAGUUACGCAGAGAACGAUCUAAAAAGGAUGGAUCACAAGAAAGCAUUGUACCUCAAUUACAAGUUGCAAAUGAUAUUUCCAACAUUGAAGCUGUUAGAUUUCAAUUGAAAACCCAAUUUGAUCGCAAUGUAGUUACACAUUUUGAAGCUCAGGAGCUUUUAUUAGAUUAUUCUUUUUUUCACUUGGGAAUAAACACUGAUGGAAAUGUAGCCCAUCCAGUUAUCAUGACAGAGGCAUUCUUAAAUCCAAAUUCUUCAAGACAAAUAAUGACUGAACUUCUUUUUGAAUGUUAUGGUGUGCCAGGGAUAAUGUAUGGUGUAGAUUCUCUGUUUUCUUUUUUUCAUUUGAAUACCAGGCCAACUAACCAUGGUUUGAUAGUGGGUCUUGGAUACCAUACAGUUCAUGUUAUCCCUGUAGUUAAUGGAAAAACAAUAUUUGAAAAUGUGCGUCGAAUCAAUAUUGGAGGGUCACACAUUAUUUCAUUUCUGCACAGAAUACUUCAGUUAAAAUAUCCUGCUCACAAUAAUGCUAUUACAUUGAGUAGAGCAGAAGAGUUACUCCAUAGUCUCUGCCUUGUGGCUUUGGAUUAUAAGGAAGAACUUAAAAAAUGGAGUGAUAAUGAAUAUUAUAAAAAAAACAUUAAGAGGAUCCAGUUGCCGUUUUCAUCAUCUAUUUCCUCAGGUCUUACAGAACAACAGAAAGAAAGGAAAAGGGAAUUAGCCAGAAGGUUAGCAGAAAUUAAUGCAAGAAAACGAGAAGAACGCUUGGCAGAAGAUGAGGAGAAGUUACAGCAACUUUUGUUUAUUCAACAGAUGAUAAAAGCAAACAAAGAUUCUAGUGAAAUAGAAAUGUCCAUGCUAGAAUAUGGCAUAAAAAAUCUGGACGACCUUCAUAAAAAUAUAGUCACGUUAAAUAGUAGAAUUGAAAAAGCAAAAGAAAAGAUUUUUGCAGUUAACACAUCUGAUGAUGUACUCGAAGAACCGCCCCUUAAACAGCCAAAAUUUCAUAAAAUGUCAUUCGAAAAUGAAACUGCGAAACUGUUAUUCGUACAAAAAAUCAAAAAAACUAAGCAAGAAAUACUGAAUAAGAAAAGUGCAAGAAAGCAGAGGAGGCAGGAUAUGGCAAAAAGAAGGACCGCAGCUGGACAAGAGAGAAUGCGUAUAAUUUCUCAAUUAGCCCGAAAAGAAAAAGGGAAUGACGAUUUCGGUUAUCGGGAUGAAGACUGGGAUAUUUAUAAAGCAAUUAGUCGAGAAGGAGGUGAUUCGGACAGCGACGCUGAAAACGAAAAGUUGAUGGAAUUAGACGAAAUUCUUCGAGAAUAUCAACCGACAGAUGUUGAUCAAGGCAUUCCAGGAGAAUCUUAUCAACUUCACGUUGGAAUCGAACGUUAUCGAGCUCCAGAGUUGUUAUUUAAACCGUACAUGAUCGGUUCUUCUGAAGCAGGACUCUCAGAAGUUAUUGCUUAUGUUUUAUCAUUAUUUGACAACGAGACUCAGUCUUUACUUGCUGAAAAUGUCGUUCUUGUGGGAAGCUUAGCAAAUCUCCCAGGUUUAAUGGAAAGAAUUAAAAUCGAUCUUAUCAGUGUCCGUCCCUUCAAAUCUAACUUGCAAGUUCAUUGUAUCGGCAAUCCCGACGUAGCAAGCUGGUUAGCAAUGAAAAACUUUGUUCAACAGACAGAAUAUAAGGAUUUUCUAACAACCAGGGAGGAGUAUGAAGAAUACGGGAGUGAGUUCUUUAAAACACAUGCCGCCUCGAACUUCUACAUUCCCACUCCAAAAAGUCAAGUGGUUGAGAUCAUUGAUUCUUGAAAAUUCGUAAUCAGGUAAGUAAAUCAAUUAUUCAAUCACUCAAUCAAUUUAAAUAAAUAAAAAUGACAUGGUGUGAGAACAAAAAAUCCACUUGUAUUUAUAAUAUAUUUUGUAUGUGGAAA